UGUACUUUCUAGCGGAUGUUUUGAGGUAAUAACGUAAAUAAAGCCAUUUCCAGUUAGAGUAUAAAAUAGUGUCGAUAUUGUCAAAGAUAAAAGUUAACUGUGUUGUAAAUUAUCGUUAAAUGUAUGAAUAAGUCUAAUCUGCACGCUCGAUUGAAAGCGUAAUCAAGGGAUGCGUAAUCUACACGCGCAGAUAUGAUACCCCUACACAAGAUGAGGUUUGCAUAACUUGUGUAAUGUUCUCAACGAAAGAGCAGUUGAUAAAGAAAACAGGGAAACAUGGGGUCGGACGCUUCGCCUUUUUACAACAGUUAGUCAAUGAAUAUAACGCAAGCAAGUCUCGAGAGGCAAAAGAACAAGUAUUGGCUAAUUUAGCAAAUUUUGCAUAUGAUCCAGUGAAUUAUGAUUAUCUUUGGAGAUUGAGAAUACUUGACUUAUUUUUUGAAGCACUGGAAGACAAUAACAAUAAAAUUGUUUCUUAUGCUAUUGGAGGAAUUUGUAAUAUUUGUUUAGAACCAUUGAGUAGAGAAUAUAUUAUUCGAAAUCAUGGAAUAAAAAGUAUUUCAACUCUCUUAUCAAGUAAUGAAGAAUCCAUAGUAUUAUCAGCCAUAACAUCUUUGAUUUAUUUGGAUACUCCCAGCUCAAGAAAUGAGAUUACAUCACUUGCAAAUGUGAAAAGAAUCACUGAAUUAUCUAAGAGCAUAAAUCCUAGAAUAAAAAACAUAGCAAUUAUAUUCUUGAAAGAUUUGUGCAAUGUUAAUUUCAGCACUCAAUUACAUUUAAGGAAGAUAGCAACAGCAAACAAGAAAACUAGUCAGAACAAAACUUGUGAUACAAAUAAAAGCACAAAUACUACAACAAGUACAACUGCAACUGCAAGUACAAAAAAAGCAAUGAAAAAAGCAAAAAUGUUUCGCACAAUACUUGCCUCGGCAAAAAAAUAUUGUAGCAAAACACCCUCUAGUUCAAGUGCAACAGCAACUCUGGAAGACCUUAAAAUUGGAAAUAGAGUUUCGAUUCAAAGAACAGUAACCGAAGAUGAUGUUCUUGGAUUUGCUCAACUAACUAAUGAUUAUAAUCCAAUACAUAUAAAUUCAACCAAAAAUAUUGUUCAUGGAGCCUUUUUGAAUGGACUUUUAUCUGGUAUUCUUGGUACCAAAUUGCCUGGACCUGGUACAGUUGUAGUAGAACAAAUACUACGCUACCCAAAACCAUGUUAUGUUGGAGACACUGUUGAAAUUUCUGUUGAGAUAACAUCAGUAAGAAAAAUAGUUAAAUGUAAAUAUACUUGUGUAGCAAACUCAGAAAGAAUUGUAAUGGAAGGGGAAGCUAAGUUAGUAACAAAUGCAAAUAAAACUCAAAAGAUCAUAUUUACAAAAUAAACGAU
Molecule: messenger RNA, 1384 nt
Organism: Phymastichus coffea
Lineage: Eukaryota; Metazoa; Arthropoda; Insecta; Hymenoptera; Eulophidae
Exons: 4
Coding region: 234-1379 (381 amino acids)
Source: RefSeq, a predicted model, not a curated record